AUGGAUAACCUGGUUUGUUUAAAGUUGUUAAGAUCCAGAAAAAGGUGCAACCGAAAGGAGAUACACAGUGUUCUGCCCAACGACUGUAACGACAUAGUAGCUCUGCUUUUCUUCAAAAGGAGGAGUAACUCUGAAGAUAAAGGCCUUAAUUUGUGCUUCAAUUUUUUCAACAGUCGUAAUAGUGCCCAUUUUUUCCUAAACAGUGAUACGCUAAACUGCUUCUGGAUAUGUUGCGACAAGGACACUUUUGCGAAAGGGAAAAGUGUGCAGCAUCAAAUUCCCGUUUUGAUAUCGCAACAAUCUGCCGUUUUGAAUUUCUACAAUUUUGCAAAUGUCAAUAAAAUAAAUGCGCACCUUGAAAAUCGAGAAAUAAUAAUUGAAGGUAACUCUCUUCAGCUCGAUAUUUACAAAAAGGCACACAGGCAUGGAAAGACAAGUGAAAGGAAUAAGCUGUACAAUUUUUAUAUUUCCUACGAUAGGCUCUUUCGCUUUGUCGUUUCUUUGAGUAAAAAACUCUCCUUUUUGCACUCGUUCAAUGAAAAAUUUGUGAAAAUAAUUCCCAAGGGGGAAAGCUCCUUCUUCAUCGUGCUGAACGACAUCGUCUGCAUUAAGCUGAUAGCGAAAGGGCUGAGCUUAAAAGUGACAAAAGUAUCAAGCCUGCAAAACAUUCUGACGAACGUGCGUGAUUAUAUUUACUUCCAGAAGUGUGUUUAUAGAACCUUCUUCACCGACUUCGACGUUAGUCAUGAUCUGUCGCACGCGUUGUUGGUGGACGUGCGCAACCAGCUCUGGUCCUUUGAUUUAGAAAUGUAUUACCGCCUUAACGUGGGGUGUGGAAAAAAUGAAGGCGUUUUUACGAAGAAGAAAAAGAUAAAAAACGUUGAAAUGUAUUCGCUACACGCAAAAGAGGAGCCAUUCAGAUAUGUAGAAAUUUGCCAAAAUGGGGAUAACGAAAAGGAGUUCCUCUCAGAGCAAAAGCAAUUGACCCAUUUUGAGAGAGGUAAAAAAAAGGUAAAGUUCAGCUUUGAAUCCUUUUUUCCUGACUCCUUCAAAUUGAGACACAAAUGCAUUUACGUAAAUGAAACGUGCAGGAGAGAAAAGGAUAAAAAUGUGAUUAGCAUUUGGAAUUACAAAAAUGUGGAGAACUCCAAAUAUGCCUACAUAAUUAGCGAAAUUAAAAAUCGGUGCGGAGAAAAAUGGAACUUCUACCAAUCUGUCAACCAAGCAGAGUCAUAUGAGGAGAAAGAGAGGAACACCCAUCGGGAAAGUUACACCAGAAUGUUAUAUUUCUACGAGUGGGAGAAAAGACCCACCUAUGAUAUGCACUUUUUAAAUCAUUCUAGUGAAUAUGGUGCAUGCUCCCAUGAGAAUGUACGGUGCAAUGAUGAAAACGGCUGGGGACAUGACCUUUCGGAAAAUUUUGGCGAUGAGACCGUAGGAUCUUACGGCAUACAAAUGGAUUACCACCUGGAGAAGAAGUAUAGCAUUCACCAGAAUGGGGAAAUCUAUCGGAACGUUGCUAGUCGGAGCGGUGGGGGAGUAAACAGCAUGGAGGAGGUACACGUGGUGAGGGACAAUAUGGGUAUCCUUAAAAAUGGGAAACCCACCGAUGGUUGUACCGAUUGUGAAGACCCACACAGGUGCGGCCACAAAGGGGGCGACCAUUCCGACGUAGAGUGGUGCGCCCCCAGUAACCCCUCCACUGCAUACAAAAAAGAGGAUCCCAAUUUAGAGAAUUCCAUAAAAAGACUCAAUCAGGUACUCCCAAAGUAUAUACAACACAUCCACGUGUACGACCACUUCACGGAUGUAAAAAAUUUACUCCUCAUUGAGAGAUUUCUAAAGUGGAAUGAUAAACGUGGAGAUAAUUUGCAAAAGGCGAAAGGUAAAAAUUCCCUGUAUGGUAAAAAAAUGAGCAGCGUAAAGUUACAUUUAUGUAGGCAGCACUUUUUUGUUGAAUAUGUACUUCGUCCACUGGAGGAAGAGGAAGGUGAGUACACUGAGCGAUACCUAACUGUUCUGAAAAGGGAGGGGAGCCAGAUUGAGUUCCUCUCCACACUGAAGAAUUACAAUUAUUUCUACCUAAACGACAGAUGGCAUGCUAUGAUCCACGUUGAUGAUGUGCUGUGCAAAGUGCUAUUCAAAAAUUACAUGCAGGCGCUGUUCAGCAUCAGUGCAUACAACGAGAGGGAAAAGACGGAGGGAAUUCUAAAAAUGAAUAAUCUCAAAAGACAUUACCACUACUUUGUCAUGCUAUACAACGGGUUCUUAAACAAAGACAUUCUUUUAAUUAGAAAAACGUUGAGAAUACUUUCCUUCAAAGAAACGGUACUCCUAUGCAGAAUGCUAUUUCACUACAUUUGGAGUAACUUCAACAUGGAAAUAAUUUAUUUUUACUUUUUUGAUUAUUUCUCCUUCGUAAAUCAUGUGUGGAGGAAGAAGUACAAACGGAAGAUGAGCAGUUUUGGGGGCAUUAUAAAGCAGAAGAGGGAGUGCAUCCAGAUAUACCUGGCAGUGUCUUUAAGAAAAAUCUCAGACAUCGUUGACGUGAUUGGGAAGAAGUACCUCUGCUUUCAGGAGAGCAACCAAUUUGAAAGAUCGAAGGUGCAAAGCGGGUUGGGGGGCAUCCCUGCGCUACAUAAUAACAAUAAUAAUAACAAUAAAAAGAGGAAGAAAAAAACCAUCAAAAUGAACAUUACACUUUCGAAAGGUAGACAAACGCAAAUGGGCAAUUUAAAGGACUCCUCCGAAAUGCUGAGUCGGCAAAAUGGAACCUCCCUCAUUCCGCAGAGUAGUUCCCCAAAGGGUGGAACCUUCGCAGAUGGGGAUUUUGCUCACCCCAAUUCGAAGAAAAACACGCAGGGGAAGGAAAUCCUGGUAGGGGGCCCACCUAAAGACAGCCCCAGUUGUGCUAACUCGACCGAACUGAAGAAGAGUCCAGCACGCGAAGGAAAUAAGCCACCCAUGUGCAAAAAUAUCAAACCCGAUAUAUCGCCUUACGGGAAAAGAACCAAACCCGUCUCAGAUGGCGGAAGCGGCAAUAGGAGAAACGACCAGAACAAAUAUGUAAAAAUAUUUCUCAUAUACUACUUCGAAAAGCUGUGCUUGCGCGAUAACUACAAUUUAUUUUUGAAUAGAAAGUACAGCAUAGAAAUGUGCUCCCUGACUUUACACUUUAUCAUCUCAUUUAUCGACCACUUUGUAAAGAAAAAACGAUCAAAUGGGGACAACUCCAGGAAAAAGAACAAUGCAAUUUUUCUCGAACUUAACAAAUAUAUUUAUUUUGCUAAACUUUUGAUGAAUGUCCUUCUAAGCAAUUAUGAAACGAGAGUAGAACAGACCACCAGAAGAAAUGUGAGCAGGGGGAAUGUCUGGGAAGAUAUGAACUCUUUUCAAAUUUCGAAUGGCAAAUUGAACGAACUUAAUUUUUUCAGUUCCACCUACCUUAGUGUGUACAGCAUGUACGAUUCGGUGGCGCAAAUAUUGUACGUAAAAAAAUCCGCCUCCGAUAAGAUAGGUAAGCUCCUUCAAUGGGAUAGCACUCUGGACAACGCUAGCAGUGGGGGUGCACCAAAUGGCCACGCGAUGGACGCGGUAAAGGGUGAGUCUACUCCUCAGCUGCAAAGUGAAGGUCAUAAAAGAAGAAGCAAGCGGAAUGACGGAGAGGCGUUACCCCCUGACGAGUCCUUUCGCACCUCUAAUGGGGGAACUUCCCAAAUGGUGGCCAAACCAAGCACAAAGGAUGGAAGCGAAAAAAGGAGUGACCCCCCUAAUGCUGACCGUUCGAAGCUAAUUAUAAGUGGAAGCAAUCUUGGGGUUCGCGAAACUGCUCAGGGGGUGUACCUCUCACCGGACCGUAACAUAGACAAUGCUCAAAAGUUUAGGAAUCUCGCUUUCUACCUGUGCUACUGCUUUAUCGCCACUACGAAGAGGAAAAAGAAGGCACUUCCAUACUUUUAUAUGAAAGACGUCCUAUACAGAGAAGUCGCUACCUCGAAUAAGUUACUUUGCGCCGAGCGCCCCUUCGAUAGAGUCAUUUACGACAUCCUCAAUAGCAACGAUUUGAGCACAACUAUUUAUUACAUCUACACGAAGAAGUAUGAAUUCUUUUUGAAUUUUCUGCUCCUAUAUUUUAACUACAACCUGCUGCACAAUUUUUUGCAAAGCAGUCGAGACGACUUCGUGCGGAACUUCGCCUAUGGCGUUGCCCGGGGGGGGGCGAACAGCGGGGGGAAGAAGCCGACCGGAGAUAUGACGACGAAGCAGGCGGCGAAACAGGCGGCGAAGCAGACGACUAAGCAGACGACGAAUCAGGCAACUAAUCAGACGACUAAUCAGACGACGAAGCUUAAGAUAAAGAUAAAGAUAAAGGUAAAGACAAACGAACAGAGUAAGGAGCGGAAGGGGGAAUAUAACGCUCUGUUCAACAAACUCCUAAGCGCCAUUAUAAACGACUCCGGAAUUACAGUCAACAGGGGAGAGACGCACAACUGUAGCACCUUCAUUGAUUAUUUGUUCAAGGCCGAGGGGGGAAACGCCUCCCCAAGUGGAAAAACAAAUGAAAGGCUGAUUAUUCGCAAAAGAGGGGUUGCUUCCGGGGAAACUUCUACCCAGGGGAACUCCAUCAAUGGGAUUGCGAACGGGGGGCGCGAGCCGACUGGAGAAAUUGACUACCCAGAUGAGAAAAACCACAAAGGUGAAGUGCAAAGGGGUAAAAUUACCCUCCCCUGUGGUAGCCCUGGAAUGAACCCCACCUGCGACCAUGCCAUUGAAGAAGUUCCUAUGUUCUCUCCUCACAAAAUGCAAUUCGAAGAAAGGAAGCACACACUGAAGAGCAGCAUAUUGAAGAUAUACAAAAUGUACGACACUCUGAAUGAUAGCCUCACGAAAUUAAAAAACGGAAUUCAAGUGAAAAACAUAAACACAUUUUUGCAUUUUCACAAUGAUAUAAAAAGAAUUUUAAAGAAGAACCUCGUAAGUGUCAUCAUGGAGGUGUACAAAUUAGUGAUUGAAGAUAAAUCGGGUUGUAAUUCUCACUUUAAGGGGAUCGUAAUGAAUCACUUGGUGAGCAACGCGAAGAUCCCUUUUUGCUUUAUCCAUUUGAACCCCCACAAAAUGGUGGUAAAUUACUAUGGUACUAUCAUAUAUAGACUGCUAUGCAGCAAUAUAGACACAUACCUAAACGUGUGUGUACGCAUAUUAAAAGUACUAUGUGUAGAUGUGCUGAGAUUUUUAAAAAGAAUUGCCCUAAACACUUUGAAGAAAUAUAUAAGAAAUAAUUUGCUCCUAUUUUUGCGUAAAAAUGGCUGUACAUUUAACGUGGCGGAUAAGAGGGCCAUCAAAUUUGUGGCAAUUUUGGAACUCUUCUACAGAAACAGUUCGUACGUAGCUGAGCAUAACAAUGCAUACACAGAUUAUAUGUUGAACAGAAAUGUUUUCAACCUUUAUCAUAAUGAUGCCUUCUUAGCUGCACUGAAGAAGAAGCUGCGCUGUAGUGGCCACAACUACGUUGAUGGGAGAAUAUACAAAGAGAAAAGCCCCUUGAGGGCUCUUACUCUCCUUAACAUGUUCGAUGCGUCCAGUCGGGGAAACGCCCAGUUUGUCAACCACUUUGACCACGCCGCGCAUUUGUAUGUGCCCUUCGUCAUUCAGAAUUUUUUCAACACGUACUACGUGCAGGGUGGGGAAGCCACGGAGGGGAAAAAGAGGGACAACAAAUGGGGCAAAAACAAAGCUUACUCGCAAUGCGCACCCCCCCUAAUAAGUCAUUUCCCACCGAAGUGGGUAAAUACCAAACGGAGGGGCACAAGAAAAUGUCACCUAGUGCGGAUGAAAAGGGGUUACUUAAUGAAAAUCGGGCACCAUGGAAGAAUGAAAAAUAAAUUUCGCCACACACACAGGGGCGAAGUGGCUAUACACCGGAGCAAUAAAAGGGCACUACCCAUUUGGGGAGGAAAAAAAAAAAUAAAUAUGCACACAAAUGAGUACAUCAAAAUGUGUGUACCGCGUCACGCGACAGAUUUGUUCUUCUCAAAUUUGGAAAGAUUACCCCUAGAAGAGAGCAAACAAAGGGUGGAUAUUAUGCCCCAUUUUGGGGGAACAAAUACAGAUGAUAUGCCCCCCGGGUGGGAUCUCCCCUCUGGUGAGCAAAACGAAAAAGGCACAAAAAUUGCAGCAAAUGAACAGGUACAAUUUAAUUCUACUAUGGUGAACACUGCUAAAUGUCAACCCAAGAACAACCCCAAAUGGGAAAAGAAACACUCUAGCAAAAUUUCCAGCUGCUACUACACAAGCAGAAAAGGGAAUAACAACGUGGUGACAUACAACAUGGCGAAAAAUUGGAUGAAGUUGAAAGGGGAGGAAGUAGACGACUUGACAAUUAUCAGUUACAAAAAUGUUAGCAGCAAUGUAGUUAGCGAAAGGGGUAGUAUGCUCUUGAAGGGAAAAGACUCGCACAGCAGUUGCCAAAAAAAAGGAAAAAAAUACUCUUUCAAUUUUGAUAACUACGAUAACGAGUGUUACUGCUUCUGCUGUGUAAACACCCAUGUAAAAAGAGGAGAAGAGAAAGGCAAAAAGGAAGGCAGCCAAAUGAUGCAAGCCGAUUAUAACUAUAGCAAUGUCGACUCGGUUGACGAUUUUGUAGUGCACAAUAAUCAGACCAUAGAGACCAUCUCAGAAAUUGCCCACAAAGACAGAAUUGCUGCAAAUGAGAGGAAUAUGAAAAGCGCCUACGUAAAUGAUACGUUUGUAAUUGAGCAGAGGGGGAAGGCAACCCACGAUGACGCAUUCAUGUUGAGAAACAACUCGGGGGAGAAAAUCCCUCACGCAUGUGUGAAAUGUGAAGAGGAGGAUGAAAAAUCAUCUGGAAUGUUAGCACAAUUUGGGAAAAGUCACAAAGGGGAGCACCCCAUUGGAAAGCGUUCUUACCGACUAACCCCGUGCGAUUUCCAUGGCGGUGCUUCCUACCUGUGCUGCUCCAUAGACAUGUUAAAAACGGUAAACAGAAACAUCAUGAUUAGAAUUAUUUUACAAAAUAGGGGCAUGACCUUUUUGUACUUCCUUAUGAAAUAUUUUGCCAAGAAGGGGACCCCAAAAUGGUUUGCACAACGAGGGACUGACUCCCACGAGGGGGAUCUCACCAGGGUGAGAAGCGAAUCAGGGGGAAACAUCCACCAUUUGGAGAGCUCCAAAAGGGGGAGAACUUCCUCAUCGUUUUUACCUAGCCAAUGGGGAACACUCACCGACCGGGUUGUCCUUAAAAAUGCACACGUCAAAGGUGAAGCGGAUAAAGAAGGGCUCGUAGGUGAGCAUUACCCCCUGGAAGACACCCCCAUUUGCAAACGCGUACUUUUAAAAAACAAACGUGGGGAAAAAAACAAAAUAGAAGCAAAAAAUUUAUACUACGAAUUAAUCAAACUUAUCAACAUAAGGUCGUAUAACUCUCGUUUUUUUUUGCACAUCCUGGAGUACUACGCGGAUAAUAGCGACUUGUCUGCGUUGUUUACCCUUCUGCAAACGUUAAAACAUUUUAGCGAUAAUUUCUUCCAGACGGCUCACAAAUCGGCUGAGUUUAACUUUUACGAAAGGGUCAAAAUUGGGAAGAGCAUCCAUCGGGGGGGGAACAAACGGGGUGAAGAGCGAAAACAGAACUGGGCGGGGCAGUCCAAAAUUGCGGAAGAGCCCCAAAGGAGUCGUCAACACGUGGACGAAUAUGAAAGAAGUUUCUUAAAAAUAUUAAGUUACAUUCAAAAUGAGUUCCAAAAUGAGUGCACACCUUACGUUUACAAUUUUGUCGAGUCAGUACUGGAGGCACAUGGGAUUUUCCUCUUAAAUUUUGACCCACUGUAUAACGUAAAAAUUUUGCACCACUCCCCUGGUAGGGAAAGCAUCCCCGGAGUGGCACCAAAUGGGGGACCUACAAAAAGGAGCGCCUUAAAUGAUUUUCCAAAUAUACAGAGCGCUGUAAAAGGCCACCUUUUCCGCGCCAGUCGCUCCCAAAGGUGCGCUCACAACAGCCACAUCUGCUACUCCCUGAUGGUGAAACUGAGCAGGAAUUUUCUAUGCUUGAAUUAUCCAUCACGCGAAAAUGUUAGAAGCAAAUUUAAUGUAGACAUCUCCGUCGGAAGGGACAGCAGCCUCAUGCAGUACAGGCGAAAGUACCUAACGUCCAACCGGGUGAACAAACUCCACAAGUACAUUUUAACCUACCUCCUGGGAAAUCAAAGCUACACAGGAAUAUACUUCUUCGUGUUGAUGAACAGCAAGCUAUUUAGAUCUCCACAGAAUUGCAAUUAUUUAGUAGAGCAGCUUUACAAAAGAGAACACCGCUUUUGCUUCUUCAGCAGGUCCCCCGAGUCGCACCUUCGCUAUUUGCCCUGCUACAUAUAUUCCCAGCUGCGCAACAAUUUGUUAGCGCUGUCUUUGUACAAUUUGGCGGACAUAUUUCUGCACAACUGGGAGGAGUUUUGCGCGAAGGAUGAGCCUGUCGAAGUGGUAAAUGUACAGAAAAGGGGUGAAAAAAAAGGAGUCCACUGCGUCCAAUUUAGGGUCUCGAAUGAAGGGUCUAUCCCACGAACGGUGCCCACCGAAGAACUUCACCACGAUGGGGCACUUUACCGAACGCAAGAGGGGAGAGAUCCGCCAAUUUUCCCUAGCAGGGAUGCCCCCCACAACGUGAACAAAGUAGCAAAGGAGCACAUGUCAGGGGAAGCACUGAGGCAAUCCCACCACGACGAUGCGGAAGGAAAGAACUCCAUUUUGAACUCCCUUUUGAGAAGAGACAAAGAUGGCAUUCCCUUCAUGUCCCUUCACGUGCUGUGCUUUCUAAAUUUUAAGUUAUUCCUUUGCAUCUUCAUGUUUAGCAAUGUAGACAUCUUUGACUUGAAAAGAAAUAAAAAAAAUAGUCCCACUUACGUAAAUAUUUAUUUUUUUAAAAAAUUAACGAAGAAGUUUAUGCCCUCUGUGUAUGAAGCGUACUUUGGAAGCAAAGCCCUUUUGAAGGCCAAAUUUAAAAUCAGGUUGGAGGAGGAAAAGGGCCCAAACAAGGACAUGUUCAAGUUGGCCAUCCGGAAUUUAGCCAGACAUCCGGAGAACUACCUCCAGGUGGGGAAGCACGGGGACGCACCUCAGCAGGGGGGAUCUCGCAACAAAACGGGGAGCGGCCCACACAGCCUAUGCUUCGAAAACAUCCCAAUAGUCAACAAACUGUGCACGUCCCGCUGUAAUAGCACAGAUGAGAAGUCCAAUUUGGUAGAGGCCAUCGCGAAGAUGAAAACACGCACGUGUUCUAAAAAAAAAAUCCACAAUUCUGCGAUGCAGUUCGAACACUGUUAUGAUUUUUUCACCUAUAACAAAGACCUGUCAUUGAGGCAAUUGCUACAGGAGACUGUGGACGAAACGUUCUUCAAAACGCACUUUUUCCCCUUUUCUAUUUUUAAAAAUAUUUUUAAAAGCGAAAAGGAUGACCCGUCUUUGGAACGUAUCGAAGUGUCCGCUUCAAACGGAGGUGAGAUAAAAGAGAGUCUUGACGGAAAAGCACUUUCAAAGAAGAAGCAGCGCUUAGAGGCGUAUCGCCUAUUUUGUAGUGACUCCCUCGCUGAAAAUAAAACGUUGAGGGGAAUGUACAACUAUAGGACAUUCUUUUCUGACGUGAGGAGGGGCCAAAAGACAGACCAUUACGCGAAUUAUGUGGCGAAAAUUAAGGGUGGGGAGCUAAAGAGGGGGGAAAUAACCAACACAAUGAGGAAAUCCACCUUUAGUUAUGGACAGGGCGAAUGCCACUACGAUGGUACACCUGACAAUCCCCCGCAACGUGGCCAUAAUAACUACCCCCCGGUCAGCAAAAACCGCUUCUACUUUUUAAAACAUUUCGAUGUGAAGCACUUCCUGAUUUCGUGCCAGCCGUUGGUAGCCUACCACAUACUGAUCAUUAAUCACGUUCACUACAAACACAGAAGGGAAGGAGACCUGUCCAAAUAUCUAUAUAUAAAUAACUUCAACACGAAAGAGUGCAACGAUUAUCUUUUAAGUAGCAGGAUUCACUUACCCCUAAAUUUAGCAGAAGGUCUAAAGAGUGUUAUUAGCGACUUAUGUUUGCAGCUGAGUAUUUUCUACUUUAACAAGAACGAUGUCCUGUGCUCCCUGUUGUGCUUCCUACAUCUGUGUAACGUCAACAUUGAAAAGGUAAAAAUGUACAUCCUCUGCAUGAAGAGCAUUUAUUAUUAUUUUAAAAAGAACUAUAAGAGGAGGGCCUUCUUCGACAAGUGGGUAAAGAGCUGUGUGGACUUCCUCCAAAUGGAUAAAUACACCCUUGACGAUUUUUACAAACAGAGGAAGAAUAUAUUUUACGAAAGUUUUAACCUCACGGGUAUCAAUUAUUAUGACUUGUUUGAAAAGAGCUUCAUCGAGUUGAUCGUCAUUAAACUGUUUUUGGAGCUCUUCAGGGAGGGGGCAAAAACGGACGUGGACGCUUCUCCACGGGAAGGGGCCAACAAAUGGGUCACGCAAAAUAGCGUCAGCACUAGUGAGACGUUGGUUCUUCCACGUAAGAAAGGCGAAGAAGGGGAUACGCACGCAUAUGUAGAAACGUGUGCGAAUAUUUGCGGUGGAGGGGGUAAGUGCGACAUGUCCGUGCUAUGCCAAGCAGAUACAGAUAGGUUACUCUCCCGUGGGGGGAGAAGCAGAAGUAGCAACAGAACGAAUCAGAGCAGAGCCGUUCCCGAUGAAGAUGAGAGCGCCCUGAGGGGAAACAUAAAUGGGUACCACUUGGAGGAGACCCAACCGGGAAAGCUACGCAACAGCGCAGGGGUAGGGGCAGAUUACUACACAAGCAAACCGCAGUCGAAAAAGAUGUUUAUCCUAAUUCUGCUGGAAAAGUCCAUACAGUAUAGAAUAAGAGACAAGAAGAUGAAAAAAAAAAAAAAAAAAUACUUUAACGAUUUUCUAAACAUCAUUUCGCUCUACUGCAAAGUGAACAAUGUGCACCAGCCCCUAACGUUGCUACACAUUCUGAGCAAGAAAAAUGACAUUUUCAUAUUCUUCUACGAAUGCAUUGAUAAAAAUAUAGACAUUAAGACGUGCCAAGAUAUCGUCAAUUUGUACACAAAGAAUAAGCACACCAAGAGGCACAUACUCACCUUCUUAAAUCACGUUCAGAAGAAUAUGCACACAAUAAUGAGCUACCAAGCGAGGGGCAAGCCUCACAAAUUGGAAUACCAAAGUGGAGAAGCGGAGAGAGCGGAAAGAGGCGGAGGAGGAAGUAGAAGUAGCUGCAAAGGCGAAACCCUCAGUAGUGGCACCGCGUACAACUCUACCAACGCACUGCUGCAAAAGAUACAGAGCGUCUUCACGGGGAAUACCCAUUUUUACCACCACGAAAGUGGCACAAUCCACGCGGGGAAAACAGUUCUGGAGUUACUCUACCAUUUGAUUUACAACAAUUAUGACUACAGGCGUGUGCAGAAUGCUGUCGAAGUGGUCAUCAGGCAUAAUACCUUUUACACCAAAUUUUAUAUAUACCUCACGGCCUACGUGCAGUUUAUUUUUAGGAGCAAAUUUGCCUACCUAUUUGUGGACAGGUGCAAAAGGGCAGUAGAAGUAGUGUCCACCGAGAGGCAUCUCAGCCAUGCCCAACUGAACAUGUAUGAAAAAACCUUUGGAAGGAAAUUUUACUCAUAUGAUGACCUCCACAAUUUUGUAGCGUUCUUUAAAAAAAAAAAAGCAGAAUAUAGAAACUUAAUGGUCAUGUUAAAGAACGUGUGGUUUUACCUACAAAUUAGUGGGUACCUAUUAUACCUCAAAGAUAUGCAACUUUUAAACCCAGAAAAGUUGAAAUUCUAUCACUGUGUGCAUAAUUUAGGGGAGUACCAAGUGAAGAGGAUGGACGUCUUUUUCGAUGUGAUGAAAAAAAAAGAAACGACGUAUUUGCUAAUUUUUUUUCUCCUUACCAAUGGUAUAUACAAUUUGCUGGAGAGAUUUCUCUACAUCUUCCAUUUUGACAAACCCAUAGUUUGCUUCUGCAAUUUCGUGCGAUGUGUUCGCGAGUGUCACUUUGACCGGGCACUGCAUUAUCUGAAGAAGCAUUACAACAAGUACGUUAGGAGGAGGUGCACAGGGGGGAACAAAUUAUACUACUUCUUUUUUAAGCACCUUGUAAAUUAUCUUUUCAUGGAGCGACCCAGCAUGAGGUAUGCCGGUUGA
Messenger RNA from Plasmodium vivax (malaria parasite P. vivax), 12198 nucleotides. RefSeq lists its product as hypothetical. The transcript is spliced from 8 exons. The record is from RefSeq and is a predicted model, not a curated record. Bases 1 to 12198 code for a protein of 4065 amino acids. Lineage: Eukaryota; Apicomplexa; Aconoidasida; Haemosporida; Plasmodiidae.